UCUUCGUUUGUAAGCUGUGCGAGUGUGUGUGUGAGUGUGUGUGUGUGCGCGUGUGUGAUGGCUGCGAUGUUCAGGUUCCGUCCGACGGAAGUGGAAAUCAUCGACAUCUGCUUGAGGUUAAAGAUCACUGGGAAUGAUAGAGAACUUCGCUUUAUUCCCGUAGUUGAUUUCUUCAAACAGGAGCCAUGGGAAUUGCCAGGUUUAUCCGGCAUAGAGACAACGGAUCAAGAGCGGUUCUGCUUCUCGCCGCCGGACAUGAAGCAGCCGAAUGGGAAACAGUUUAACAGGACGACCAAAUCUGGGUUCUGGAAAGUGACCGGAAAGGAUAAAGAAAUCUGGUCCAGAGGCAGAUUGAUCGGAAAGAAAAAGAUACUGGUAUUCCAUUUGGGGAGUAGUGCAAACAGCAAGAAAACUGACUGGGUAAUGCAUGAGCACCACACAACCCUGGAGGAGCUUGAUGGCACAAAAUCACCCGGUCAGAAACCUUAUGUCUUCUGUCGUUUAUUCUAUAAACCAAAGGAAAACUCUGGCAAAGCUGAAGAUCAUCCGAUUUCAAGUAAUGAAUGUCUUCAUCCUGAAAAUUCUGAUGGAAUGGCAUGUGACACUACUAUAGCAACUGGAACUGCCAAGUCGGCUUUAGAAUCUCCAGACAAGGGUUGCAAAGGUCGAAAGCGAAAGUACACUAGCAAAGCUGGACCGGCCAAGUCUAAACGAAGUGCGGCUUCAGCUUCUCCAGCACUGGAACUGCAACCUAUUGAUCAUACACCAACUGAAGAAUUUCCUCUUUCUGAAAUUUCUGACACUAUACCAAGUGUUGAGUACAGUGCAGACAGCAAUUCUUCUGCAGAAAAUCAACCCAAUUCAUUUCCUAACACAGCCAAAUGUUCCCCUGAAGAAGCAGGGUCUGAUCUAACCCAGGCUUCAGUAUCUCCAGCAUCAGUGCGAGCUGGAGAUUAUCCAACAUUAAUUGAUGGAACCACAUCUGACACUAGAACACCUGUUGAGUGUGGUGGCUACAAUUUUAAUGCUUCCUCUGCGGAGAAUCAAGUGACAGAUGAGGAAGAACUAAAGAUGCUCUUAGACAUGCUGCAAGAUCCACCAGAUUGGAACCCUUCACUCCCCAAUACACCUACCUUUUCAUCUCCUCCCACAGCUAAAUCUUCUCUUGAAAAAGCAGAGUCUGAGCUAGCACUGGCUUCAGUAUCUCCAGCAUUAGAAGAGGAAGCUGAUAAUCAUCUCACAGGAUGUUGUUUUGAUGGAAUGACAUCAAACACUGCAACACCCACAAAGUGUAACCACAAUACUUGUAGUGCGUACACUGCAAUAAAUCAAGGGGCCGAAGCAACUGCCGGUGAUCAGGUAGGAGACUCAAAAAGUGUUGCUCUCCCCAUUACAUUCACAGAUGCAAUGGGGCUAGAUUGGGGCUCGCUCUUGCGCUCGCUUUACCCAAUACACUCGCAGAAGCAAAAAGUGUCUGGCGACCUUGUCGACGAUGUACCAAACUACCAUCAUGAUGGGGUGCCUUUGCAAAAUGGCACAAAUGAUCCAAUCGCCUAUAUUUCUAAGUUAUUGGAUCUAACGCCUAGUGAUCCUGAUGAAUCCCUUCCUAAUGAUCCUAGCAGUCAAAAGGCUAUCACUUUUGACCCAAGACCACGGUUCAUGGAAUCUGAUAUGGACGACGGAUCACACAGUGCACCAAAUGCAAAAAAGCUCAAUGCACUGUUUGAUUCAACGGUUCAAGAUUCUAUGAGGUCUGUAGAGAUCAAUACAGAAGCUGUUUCAUCAGGGUCCUAUAUUGAUGGAGGUACUUCUUCAAUCAGAUCUAGCUACGAAUUUGGUUACUAGCGACCAAACUAUCAGCGACGUCGCUGAUAGUUGUCGUUAAUGCCAGCUACGGCAUUAAUGUCGUUGCUGAUGUUAUAUAUAUAUAUAUAUACGUACCUGCGACUACAAACAGUCAGUGACAACUACUAUUUGUCGUCGAAAAAAAAAAAAUUAAAACUCACAUCAAUACCGACAACUAUACUGUCGAUGAGUCGCGGAAGUGUUAAGAAAACCAAGAAAUCCAUUUACGUGGAAAUCGAUACAUUAUCCCACUUGUAUGCCAAUUGAUGCCAAGUGAUGCCAACAGUAGUUGAUGAUCCCACUUGUAUGCCAAGUGAUGCCAACAGUAGUUGAUGACCACAUGUAUGCCAAGUGAUGCCAACAGAAGUUGAUGUUUGGCCUAUGGCCACUUUACUUUUUCUCAAGUAUGAUUAGUUAGUUUAUUGGUAUCUUCUACCUACGGCAGUGCGGUAGUGUUUGAAUAGCCGUGACUUGGAGAUUAUCACGCUUCGUAGAAUUUGAAGUGUGUAUGUUAAUUUGUAUUUCAAGUUUGUUUCAAUUUUCCAGUAUGUAAUUAAUGAAGAACUCAAGUUUCC
Messenger RNA from Corylus avellana, 2420 nucleotides. RefSeq lists its product as uncharacterized. Gene Ontology annotation, molecular function: DNA binding. Gene Ontology annotation, biological process: regulation of DNA-templated transcription. The record is from RefSeq and is a predicted model, not a curated record. NCBI's taxonomy places the organism in Eukaryota, Viridiplantae, Streptophyta, Magnoliopsida, Fagales, Betulaceae.